AAGGAAAUAAAUAUCAGAAGCCAAGAGCACAGAAUAUUUUCUUUCAUCAAUCCACAGAACCCUGAUACUUCUCUAAUUCCAUCACACACAAAGGAAUGACCACCUUGGCAGAUGGCCACAGAGAAUGUCAACAAUUUUUUGGAGAGAGAAGAGGUACUCCCUUAUAGGGACUCGUAAAGACAUAGAGCAUCUAGAGAUUUACUGCCUCCAUUACGCUGCUGGCUCUCGCAGCACUUGUUAUGUUUUUAUCAGUUUCUCUCCAGAAGAUCAUAUCAACCAAAUAGGAGUUCAUAAUCAAAAUCCAGCAAACACAUAAGAAAAUAAGCUACCAUGAGCGAGAGCAGAAAAGACAAAUUGCAGAUGUAGCCUCCACCCUGCCCAGGAUUAAAAGGUCAAUGUGAUUCCAGUGAAAAAUCCUAACGGUGUUUGAGGAACUCUAUUUGGGUCUAAAUUUUAUUGGGAAAGCAAAGAGCCUAGAAGAGCCAACACACUCCUAUAGAAGAAUAAGGCAGUUAUAUACGUCAAGAUACAAAUAAAGGAUCUGUUAAAGCAGAUCUGUGCAAUUCUAUUCCAUGUUGAGUUUCUUUCAUCCACCACCACAGUCAAGAGAUUGGAAACCCAAGUGCCUACAGAGGCCAGGCUGGUGGGAAUGAAGCAGGAAGCCACUGCCCUGAACUGGAGAGCCAAGUCCUUUCUGAAGGAGCAGCCACUGCUCCGUUCCAGAUAAUUGUUGCAAGGCAGGAAUGUUGACCUAGUGUUACCAAAUUGUCCGGUUUCUCAGGCUGCAUUAUUGGAAUUUUGAAGACAUGAAAACAUCAGAUGAACCAACCUGCAACAUCUUGGAUUCAGAUUGGAAGAUGAAGAGAAAGUUUAAAGAAUGUGGCCUCUAAAGGCGGGUAGUACCUGGAAAUAUUAACCGACUCACACUGUAAAAAUGAGACCGGUCUCUAGACAAUAGAGGUUAUUUUAGUCUGACAUCAAGGUUCAAGACAAAAUGUUGAACUAAAAACUUUACACUCUUCCCCUCCCCCAAUCCAGGCAGGUACCAGCAUUGGCGAAUAUGAUUUUCCUUAGUCAGAAGCACUCAUUUUUACCCAUGUAGACCAUCCUUAGGAAUUAAAUAUUGUUUAUUUAAUGUAGAUUAUAAUGGGAAACUGAUUUUUUCCACAAUGGCAGAUUUCAAGGACUUGGUUCCAAACUGAGCCGAAGCUUCCCAAUGCAUUUUGUACAGUCUGGGAAAAACUGUGCUGCAUUGGCCAUUUUUGAAGGCCAUCAUGCCCUGUAAUAUAAGGAUAUCAUCUUAUUGCUGAUAUCUUUGGAGAGUCCCAAGCAGACACAGAAAAUGAAUGGAGGCAAGGACUGUGACGGAGGGGACAAAGAUGGAGGUCUUCCAGCUAUACAAGUUCCUGUGGGUUGGCAGCGGCGUGUGGAUCAAAAUGGAGUGCUUUAUGUCAGUCCCAGUGGGUCUUUGUUAUCUUGCUUGGAGCAGGUUAAAACAUACCUGCUUACUGACGGAACAUGCAAGUGUGGCUUGGAAUGUCCUCUUAUUCUUCCCAAGGUGUUUAAUUUUGAUCCUGGAGCUGCUGUGAAACAGAGAACUGCAGAAGAUGUUAAAGCAGAUGAAGAUGUCACAAAGCUAUGCAUACAUAAAAGAAAAAUCAUUGCCGUGGCCACACUUCACAAAAGCAUGGAAGCCCCACAUCCUUCUCUGGUGCUCACCAGUCCCGGGGGAGGAACAAAUGCAACUCCAGUAGUACCUUCACGGGCAGCAACUCCAAGAUCCGUAAGAAAUAAGUCGCAUGAAGGAAUUACAAAUUCUGUAAUGCCUGAAUGUAAGAAUCCUUUCAAGUUAAUGAUCGGAUCAUCCAAUGCCAUGGGAAGGUUAUAUGUACAAGAACUGCCUGGAAGCCAGCAACAAGAACUCCACCCUGUCUACCCCCGGCAGAGAUUGGGCAGCAGUGAACACGGACAGAAAUCUCCAUUCCGUGGCAGCCACGGAGGCCUGCCCAGCCCAGCAUCGUCAGGUUCCCAGAUAUAUGGAGACGGCUCAAUCUCUCCAAGGACUGACCCACUCGGAAGCCCAGAUGUCUUCACAAGAAAUAAUCCUGGUUUUCAUGGAGCUCCCAAUUCUAGUCCUAUUCAUUUGAAUAGGACUCCUCUUUCUCCACCUUCAGUAAUGCUACAUGGUUCUCCUGUACAGUCAUCCUGUGCAAUGGCUGGAAGGACUAAUAUACCUCUUUCCCCAACCUUGACUACAAAGAGUCCAGUAAUGAAAAAACCAAUGUGUAAUUUUUCAACUAAUAUGGAAAUACCACGAGCAAUGUUCCACCACAAACCACCCCAAGGCCCACCUCCCCCUCCUCCACCUUCUUGUGCUCUUCAGAAAAAGCCAUUAACAUCUGAGAAAGAUCCACUUGGCAUUCUUGACCCUAUUCCUAGUAAACCGGUGAAUCAAAACCCUGUUAUCAUUAAUCCAACUAGUUUCCAUUCAAAUGUCCACUCUCAGGUACCUGUGAUGAAUGUAAGCAUGCCUCCUGCUGUUGUUCCUUUGCCAAGUAAUCUCCCUUUGCCAACCGUAAAACCUGGUCAUAUGAAUCAUGGGAGUCAUAUACAAAGAGUUCAGCAUUCAGCUUCAACCUCCUUGUCCCCUUCUCCAGUGACAUCCCCAGUGCACAUGAUGGGGACUGGAAUUGGAAGGAUUGAGGCAUCGCCCCAAAGAUCACGCUCAUCUUCCACAUCAUCAGAUCACGGAAAUUUCAUGAUGCCACCUCUAGGACCCCAGGCCACUUGUAGUGGUAUUAAGGUUCCACCCAGGUCACCAAGGUCAACGAUAGGGUCCCCAAGGCCAUCAAUGCCAUCAAGCCCUUCUACCAAGUCCGAUGGACAUCAUCAGUACAAGGAUAUCCCUAACCCAUUAAUUGCUGGAAUGAGUAAUGUACUAAAUACCCCAAGCAGUGCAGCUUUUCCUACUGCAUCUGCCGGAAGUGGUUCUGUAAAGAGUCAGCCUGGUUUGCUGGGAAUGCCUUUAAAUCAGAUCUUGAACCAGCACAAUGCUGCCUCCUUUCCAGCAAGUAGUUUACUCUCAGCAGCAGCCAAAGCACAGCUAGCAAAUCAAAACAAACUUGCUGGUAACAACUGUAGCAGCAGUAGCAAUUCUGGAGCUGUUGCUGGCAGUGGCAACACUGAAGGACAUAGCACUUUAAACACCAUGUUCCCUCCUACUGCCAACAUGCUUCUCCCAACAGGGGAAGGGCAAAGUGGUCGAGCAGCACUAAGAGAUAAGCUGAUGUCUCAGCAAAAAGACUCAUUGCGGAAAAGAAAACAGCCACCUACGACAGUGUUGAGUUUGCUCAGACAGUCUCAAAUGGAUAGUUCUGCGGUUCCUAAACCUGGACCCGACUUGCUAAGAAAGCAGGGUCAGGGUUCAUUUCCCAUCAGUUCAAUGUCUCAGUUACUACAGUCUAUGAGUUGUCAAAGCUCUCACUUGAGUAGCAAUAGUACCCCGGGUUGUGGGGGCUCAAAUACUGCUUUGCCUUGCUCUGCUAACCAGCUGCAUUUUACAGAUCCCAGUAUGAACUCCAGUGCUCUUCAGAAUUCACUGACACAGAACAUACCUUUGAGAGGGGAAGCCGUGCACUGCCACAAUGCAAACACUAACUUUGUUCACAGUAACAGUCCAGUCCCAAACCACCAUCUUGCAGGUUUAAUAAAUCAGAUUCAGGCUAGCGGGAACUGUGGGAUGCUCAGUCAGUCGGGCAUGGCUUUAGGAAAUUCAUUACAUCCCAAUCCACCUCAGUCAAGAAUUUCAACGUCCUCCACUCCAGUGAUACCAAACAGCAUUGUUAGCAGCUAUAAUCAAACAAGUUCUGAAGCAGGCGGUUCAGGACCAUCCUCCUCCAUAGCCAUAGCUGGCACCAACCACCCUGCCAUCACAAAGACAACAUCUGUUCUUCAAGAUGGCGUCAUAGUUACCACCGCAGCUGGAAACCCACUGCAGAGUCAGCUGCCUAUUGGGAGUGAUUUUCCUUAUGUUGGCCAGGAGCACGCACUUCAUUUUCCAUCCAACAGCACUUCAAACAACCAUCUUCCACACCCCUUGAACCCCAGCCUCCUCAGUUCUCUACCUAUCUCUUUGCCAGUGAAUCAACAGCAUCUCCUAAACCAGAAUCUAUUAAAUAUCCUCCAGCCUUCAGCAGGAGAAGGCAAGUCUGAGAUCAACCUCCACCCUUUAGGUUUUCUCAACCCGAAUGUAAACGCUGCUUUAGCUUUUCUCUCCGGUGACAUGGAUGGGCAGGUAUUGCAGCCUGUUCACUUUCAGCUCUUAGCAGCCCUGCUUCAGAACCAAGCCCAAGCAGCUGCCAUGCUUCCCCUGCCAUCUUUCAAUCUGACCAUCUCAGAUCUUUUGCAACAGCAAAAUACCCCUUUACCCUCAUUAACACAGAUGACAGCCCCACCAGACCAUUUGCCAAGCAAUCAGUCAGAGAACAGCCGAGCUGAGACCCUUUUAACCAGCCCCCUGGGGAACCCUAUACCAAGCUUUGCAGGCAGUGACACUACUUUUAACCCCCUGUUCCUCCCAGCUGUCACUGGGGCCUCAGGAUUAAUGGCCUUGAAUCCCCAGCUGUUGGGAGGUGUCCUGAACUCAGCAUCGGCCAACACCGCUAAUCAUCCAGAGGUUUCCAUAGCAACUUCCUCCCAGGCAACCACUACCACAACCACUACAUCAUCAGCAGUGGCAGCACUGACUGUCUCAACACUUGGUGGGACAGCAGUGGUGUCAAUGGCAGAAACAUUGCUGAAUAUAUCUAAUAAUGCUGGGAAUACACCUGGUCCAGCUAAACUCAACAGUAACUCUGUGCUGCCACAGCUACUUAACCCUCUACUGGGGACAGGUCUGCUUGGUGACAUGUCCUCAAUAAACAAUACUUUGAAUAACCAUCAACUGACUCAUCUGCAGUCGCUGUUAAACAACAAUCAGAUGUUUCCUCCAAAUCAGCAGCAGCAGCAGCAGCUUCUUCAAGGGUACCAGAACCUGCAGGCAUUUCAAGGACAGCCCACAAUUCCUUGCCCGGCUAACAGUAACCCCAUGGCUUGUCUGUUUCAGAACUUUCAGGUGAGAAUGCAGGAAGAUGCAGCUCUCCUAAACAAAAGAAUAAGCUCUCAGCCGGGGCUCACGGCACUUCCUGAGAAUCCAAACACUACACUUCCACCUUUCCAAGAUACAUCUUGUGAGUUGCAACCGAGGAUUGACCCAUCUCUUGGUCAGCAGGUGAAAGAUGGCCUCAUUGUGGGUGGCCAAGGUGAUGCUUCUGUAGAUGCCAUUUACAAAGCAGUUGUUGAUGCAGCCAGCAAAGGAAUGCAGGUUGUCAUCACCACUGCAGUCAACAGUACAACUCAGAUCAGCCCCAUUCCAGCUCUGAGUGCCAUGAGUGCCUUCACUGCCUCGAUUGGUGACCCGUUAAGUCUCCCCAGUGCUGUCAGUGCGGUCAUUCAUGGACGAAACAUGGGCAGUGUCGAUCAUGAUGGUAGGCUGAGGAAUGCAAGAGGGGCUCGGCUGCCCAGGAAUCUGGACCAUGGGAAAAACUCAAAUGAAGGAGAUGGGUUUGAAUAUUUCAAGUCAGCAAGUUGCCACACAUCCAAAAAACAGUGGGAUGGGGAGCAAAGCCCUGGAGGGGAGCGAAACAGGUGGAAGUGUGAGGAAUUUUUAGAUCAUCCAGGCCAUAUCCACAGUAGUCCUUGUCACGAAAGGUCCAACAAUGUCUCUACACUGCCAUUUCUGCCUGGGGAACAGCACCCGGUACUGUUACCACCAAGAAACUGUCAAGGGGAUAAAAUUCUGGAGGAAAAUUUCAGGUAUAAUAACUACAAAAGAACUAUGAUGAGUUUUAAGGAGAGACUAGAGAACACUGUGGAAAGAUGUGCACACAUUAAUGGGAACAGACCUCGACAGAGUCGGGGCUUUGGAGAGCUGCUGAGUACCACAAGACAAGACCUGGUCCUAGAGGAGCAGUCUCCGAGCUCCUCAAAUAGUUUGGAAAAUUCUCUAGUCAAAGACUACAUCCAUUACAAUGGAGACUUUAAUGCCAAAAGCAUUAAUGGGUGUGUGCCUAGCCCUUCAGAUGCUAAAAGCAUUAGUAGUGAAGAUGACCUAAGGAAUCCAGAUUCCCCUUCUUCAAAUGAGUUGAUACAUUAUAGGCCAAGGACGUUCAACGUUGGCGACUUGGUCUGGGGCCAAAUCAAAGGACUUACUUCUUGGCCUGGAAAAUUAGUAAGAGAAGACGACGUUCACAAUUCAUGUCAACAAAGCCCCGAGGAAGGGAAGGCCGUACAGGUGGUCCCUGGCCUGACAGAUCAAUGCUGUCCCUGGACUACUGCCGCGGGCCGAGGUGUCCAUGCUGUCCCUAAGUUGAUGACGCUUCAGCCAGCUGUCAUGAUAGUCAACGACCUGGUGGAGCCCGAGAAGUUGAAGACACUAACAGAAGGUUUAGAAGCCUACAGCCGAGCCCGGAAAAGGAACAGAAAAAGUGGAAAGCUAAAUAACCAUUUAGAAGCUGCUAUUCAUGAGGCCAUGAGUGAACUGGACAAAAUGUCUGGGACUGUUCACCAAAUCCCACAGGGAGACAGACAAAUGAGACCCCCCAAACCCAAGAGGAGGAAGAUCUCCAGAUAACAGGGACUACUCCACCAAUGCGCAGUGUUUAUUAAAGGAACGUGCACAGAUAUAUCUAUAUAUAGGUAUUGAUAUAGCCACUGUUAUAUCAGUAUUUAUACUAUGGCAGAUAGCUACUACCACCACAGGGUGCUAAAAGAAACAGUGAUACAAUAUUUUUUUGAACAGGAAGGAUAAUGAAUGCUGGAAAACCAAUCAGAAUCCCUGAAUGAUGAGAGUGAUAAAUGGUCAAGAGAUUACUGAGAAACUUUUUCUAUAAUACUAAAAUUGUGAUUAUAAGAAAUGUCCAAAUGUUUCUGAAGACUUUUCAAUGUUGUAUAUAGAAAAUACAGAAUUUCAUGGUGAUAUCAGAAAUGUAAAUAUUGUACAAUAUUGUCAUGUACAAGCGUACCUAAUGCACACUUUAUCUUUUAUUGUACAAAGAAAUAGUGUACAAAAUUCUUUGGUUUCUAUGGAGUACACCUACCAGAGACUACCAGUGUAAAGUGAUAAAUAAAAAUACAACCUAAAUGCUUUUCUAUGA
This is a messenger RNA of Canis lupus familiaris (dog), 7193 nucleotides long. RefSeq names its product methyl-CpG binding domain protein 5 (gene MBD5). Gene Ontology annotation, molecular function: DNA binding; chromatin binding. The record is from RefSeq and is a predicted model, not a curated record. Gene Ontology annotation, cellular component: chromocenter; nucleus. The transcript has 18 exons. The coding region runs from base 1343 to 6670 and encodes 1775 amino acids. Lineage: Eukaryota; Metazoa; Chordata; Mammalia; Carnivora; Canidae.